AUGGCUCGCCUUUUGGCUUGUGUUCUGGCUUUCCUGUGUGCUGGUUUUAUACAGGUUGAUGCAAGAGCAUGUGUAUUCAAAGAUGCGUCAACGGGGAAAACAUACGACUUCACGCAGCUAAUUAAUCCGGCUGGUUACUACAUGUUCAAGCAACAGAUCUGGGAGAUUGGUGGUUUCAGCCUUGACUCUCUGGUCGCGGACACACAGGUGAACGCCACCUUCUACGUACAGGUGUGCCAAAACAUUCUUACACCUCCGCCAACAUGCAAGGACGUAGGCGCCAUAUACUCGAUAACAGCCGAUGGAACGUGUACGUCCUGGGGAGACGCUAACGUAUCCGUGUUUGUUCCAAAUCCAUACAAAGACGGUGUUCACCUGAAGAUGUACCAUGGUUCAACAAUUGAUCAUCUUUCAAACAACGCUGCAAGUAUCUACUUCGUCUGUAACCAAGGAAACCGCGCAGGCGCAGAAGCUCCAACUUUUGAGCAUGUCAAGGCCGCGAUCAACCAAGCCCAUUUCAAAUUCUUCACCCAUCUAGCUUGUUAA
Mya arenaria is the source of this 546-nucleotide messenger RNA. RefSeq lists its product as uncharacterized. Lineage: Eukaryota; Metazoa; Mollusca; Bivalvia; Myida; Myidae. Bases 1 to 546 code for a protein of 181 amino acids. The record is from RefSeq and is a predicted model, not a curated record. The transcript has 4 exons.